This is a messenger RNA of Olea europaea var. sylvestris, 715 nucleotides long. RefSeq lists its product as uncharacterized. The transcript is spliced from 4 exons. The record is from RefSeq and is a predicted model, not a curated record. The coding region runs from base 302 to 670 and encodes 122 amino acids. Lineage: Eukaryota; Viridiplantae; Streptophyta; Magnoliopsida; Lamiales; Oleaceae.
CGAAUUAUUCGUAUUCAUUUAACUGCAAAGGAUGCCUCUUCAGAAAUCCUAGAAUUUAUCUGGUCUCUCUUUAACCUUCUUAGAUUGGCGUAUACACUGGACAGUUUGACCCCUUUAUUUUCAGCCGCUGUUUCUAGGGUUUUAGAUUUAGGUCCUUCAUGCCUUUUUCUGCAAUUUGCAGAUGCAUUAAAAUUUUGGAUUUACUGUUUUUUGUCCUUCGUUAAAGAAAAUAUUUUGGUUUUUGCUCCUUCCGGAGGCUAGAAUAUUAUCUGAGGUUUGUGUUUAAGUAGAGAAGAUUGAGAUGGAUGGAUUUGGAGGUGGGGGGCCUGGGGGCGGUGUUCAAGAGUCCUCAAAUCCUCAGAAUCUUAAACCGUUUGGUGCAAAUCCAACAGGAGAUGCAAUAUUUAAUGCGUCACAGUAUGCAUUCUUCGAUAACAAUGUGGUCGAGGAAGUUGAGCUAGGGGGAUUAGAAGAUGAAGAGGGUGAUCUCCCUCCUGUUGGGCUUGAGGAUGAAGAGUUUUUGUUGGACAGAGAAGAGGGUGAUGCACUGGAUUCUUUGUCUGAAAUUGAUGAUCUAGCUAGCGCAUUUUCAAAGUUGAAUGGAGGUGUCUGUGGGCCUAUUGGAGGUCAGAGAUCCAGAGAAAGUGAGUGUAGUAAUAUCAGAUUAUGAAUGCCACUUGAGAUAAAUAUAUAUCCUUUAGGGCUUUUAUGAAUA